Molecule: messenger RNA, 1077 nt
Organism: Macrosiphum euphorbiae (potato aphid)
Lineage: Eukaryota; Metazoa; Arthropoda; Insecta; Hemiptera; Aphididae
Source: the annotation of a GenBank genome assembly
AUGUGGCUGUCCGUGCGACGACUGGUUUGCCGUGACGUAGAGUCACGGCUACGAUAUACGUGCGUUACGUCAUAUAACGCCGUCGUGCAUAUGACUCUACGCAACAAUAGUAUUGACCUUACCGAAUUGGAAAUGUUGGAUGAUAACGAUGAAGAGCCAAGACAGCCACAUCAUGAUAUAGUUCAAUUGAGGGAAGCAAUUGUAAAUCACAAGCGUGGAUCAAUGGGAAAUUUAAGCAUUAAGUUUCACUACGACAAUGUGAGAAGAGUUGGGUCUGAAGUUCGUAAUUAUCAUUAUACUGCAUUAGACCCAAAAAUAGAAGGCCCUUUUACACUUGGUUUAGUGUUACCUACCUCUUAUGGUAAUAAUUGGAUUAAAGCUGGCGAUGAAAUUAAUAAAUUAAUAGAAAAGAAUGAACCAUUUGAUAAAUAUUUUCAAGAUAAAUGGAAAAUUCAUCCAAACUGGGUGUAUUGUGAUUAUUUUCAUUCAUCAGAGCGAAAAUUUGAAAAUCCUGAAGAAAAAUUGCUUCAUUUUAUGGAAAAAAUAUUUUCUCCAGAUUGGGAAUGGAGAGAGCAAUAUCCAGCUUCAAAUUUUGAAAAUAUUUCAAUGGAUGAUUUUGAUAGACGGGAAUGUGACAGAAAACCAAUAGACAUAGAUGAGUUCUACUGCGAUAAAGAAUUAAUGCAACUUCUAUUUUUUGAUGCAAAAAUAACACAUGCAUUCUACAAUUCAACCUGGAAUCCUACUUCAGAAUUUGAGAAACGUUAUGUAAACCAAUAUAAUGUUAGUGUCAGUUUUUUGGCGACCCAAGGAGGGUUGAGUAGAUGGCAACAUAUACUUGAUCUGGCUGAAGGUGAAUUACAGUUUGGAGAUGUCCAUAACCGAUCGGUUGAGGAAGUUUGGUAUAAGCGUCCGGUACUAUAUCGUAACCUUAAUCCACAAGCAUUUGUAUUUUCAGUGCCUUUUAAUUCUGGAGACAAUGAUAAACUAAAAAUCACUGCCAGUCAUGUUAUAUUUGUUGAGGAUGAAAAUAAUGAAGCACCGGGGUCAGUAGUUGGAUAUGAAAUGUUACACUAG